Guillardia theta CCMP2712 is the source of this 561-nucleotide messenger RNA. RefSeq lists its product as hypothetical. Bases 1 to 561 code for a protein of 186 amino acids. Gene Ontology annotation, biological process: triglyceride catabolic process; lipid homeostasis. The record is from RefSeq and is a predicted model, not a curated record. NCBI's taxonomy places the organism in Eukaryota, Cryptophyceae, Pyrenomonadales, Geminigeraceae. The transcript has 6 exons. Gene Ontology annotation, cellular component: membrane; lipid droplet; cytoplasm. Gene Ontology annotation, molecular function: triacylglycerol lipase activity.
AUGGCAAGCGGGAACAAGCAGGCUAACAAGGAGGAGCGGCUGUUUAGCUUCGCUGCUUGUGGUUGGCUAAAGAUAUACUUAUUUGGUGUCGCAAAAGCUCUCCAAGAGACUGGAAUGGCUAAUAAUGCAAAAUUCGUUGGUUCAUCGGCAGGUUCCUUGGUGGGUUUAGCACUUGCGUUAGAUUUGGACUUCGAAGAAAUCAAGGAAUUCCAGCUUAACUGCGUAAAACGGACGCAUGGCAGUAUCAGAGGAGCGCUGAGGCUCAAGGCAUACUUGGACGAGAUCAUGGACCAGAUGCUCCCUGAAGGAGCUUGCGAUCAGAUUAACGACAGUUUCCAGAAUGUUUCUAAGUGCACCACUAGUAUGGCUCCCCUCUGUGGAAUGCCUUUUGUGCAUGAUGGAGAUUUAGUUUAUGAUGGAGCAGUUAGUGACUGUAUAUUCCACUAUGGUGGGCGUUGUAUCCUCCACGAGUCGAAGAUUUUGAAUGGGUGUAUCAUUUGGGAUGUCAUGAUGGAAAAGUAUGGAGCAUGCAACAACAAGAGAGUUUGGAUGGACAAAUAA